This is a messenger RNA of Phymastichus coffea, 3452 nucleotides long. Its product is annotated as CD151 antigen-like. NCBI's taxonomy places the organism in Eukaryota, Metazoa, Arthropoda, Insecta, Hymenoptera, Eulophidae. Gene Ontology annotation, cellular component: membrane. The record is from RefSeq and is a predicted model, not a curated record. The transcript has 8 exons. Bases 415 to 1209 code for a protein of 264 amino acids.
UCGUGGGGGACGCUUCGUUCGUCGACGUCGUGCACGCUUCGUCAACAUUGCCGACCGUUCUCGCUCUGCCUGGUGCUCGUCGCUUGUAAUUGUAUUGUGUGAUUUUCUCGCGUACUCAGUGCCGUUCUCGAGGAUUCGUAAUCAUGCGACAAGGUGUCAGUUGAAAAAAAAGAGUCGUACGGACGAGGUUAAGGUCGCCGUCGAUAGCCGUAAACAGAGCAGGCUUUUCGGGCGAUUUUUCAGCGCGGAAGACUAGUGCAUCGCGAGUAUAAAGGUCAUCUCGUUAGAUCUUACAGUUUGGAUUCAUGAACUUCUGGACAAUGAUAAGGUGACGACGCGUCACGCCAGUAGCAGGAGGAAGUUAGGAAAGCAGCGCAAGCGGUGGGCAGCAGUUGGACAAGAAGACACGCGAAAAUGGCUAAGGGCUCGGAGAGAUUGCCCGGCACCAAUACCCGCAUACGCACCCGCGACGACGGCUGCUGCUCCGUCAAUUUCCUCAAAUACGUGCUGCACAUCUACAACGUCGUGCUCUUUCUGUCUGGCAUAGUGGUGGGUGGCAUCGGCAUCUGGACGGUGGUGGCGAAGCACAGCUACAUAUCGUUGAUGGCGACCUCGACCUACCCGAUCUUGGCUUACGCCCUGAUAGCCGCAGGUGCUCUUGCUAUCAUUGGUAGCUGGCUUGGCUGCGGUGGCGUCACUUACGAAAAUCGAUGCGUCAUACUCGUGUACAUUUUCGUGGUUAUGGGUGUCUUCGUGUUGGAAGCGGGAGUUGGCGCAAUGGCCCGCUUAUACGAGGAACAGGUGGGACCAGAGCUCAGGAUGAAUUUGAAUCGCACUUUUCUCGAGACUUAUUCAUUGAAGUCCAGAGAAACUGCUGCUAUUGAUCAAAUGCAGCUCGAAUUCAAAUGCUGCGGUGCUAUUAGAUUCGAAGACUGGAUGUCGAGCGAAUGGAUAAGAGACGAGAAUGUUCAAAGAGACGGGAGCCUCGUACCAGACAGUUGCUGCAAAACGCCCAGCUAUCUGUGCGGCAAAAGGACUCACCCGUCAAACAUUCAGUACACGGGUUGUAUCUACAAGUUCCUUGAGACGACGAAAGACCACCUGAUAAUCCUGGGCGCUGUGGGACUAGGACUAUCGGUCCUCGAAGUGUUCGGCAUUAUUUUGGGCUCGUGCCUCUAUAUUAAGCUCAGGCACGACUUCGACGACUGAGAGUUGCUUUACGUGGAGGCUAACAACAACGGGCACUCUUGGUGCCGCUACGCCCAGGAUCCCGCCAGAUAGGACGUACGGUAGUAGCGCGACUCCUCUCGGUCCCUCUAAUGCGUCCAAAUAUCAACCAGUGUACGGACGACUUUUCACAAUACAAAGGGAGAACCGAGAGUGGAACUUUAUGUCAAGUUCGCGCUACUACCUAUCACGACCUCGCGACGCUACCAUGUUUACAGCCUUCCAACCGAAUCUAAACACACGAAAUUGCUGCUAUCGCCCAUCAGAGAUUGUCGCACUACUGCUCGCUGUUUGUACAUAGUUCAAUUUGCCGAUCUUCCAAGAAAACAAACAUUAUUCAACACAAUUAGAUCUAAGAAUAUUUAUGUCGAGGUGAUAUAUCGAUGGGCGAUACGGUUCCAAAACGUAUGUGCGAACGUUUGCGAUCAUUUCUGAUGCGAUACACUCGACAGUUUAUCCGACUGUUAUCGUAACUUGUUGAAGCUUAUCACUUAGUGAAUCGAUAGCUCGAAGAAUGCGAUACAAAAUAAUAGGGUACGAAAGCCAAAUUGCAUGAAUUUGGAAAUAAGAAUCUCGCGCGAGAUAAAAAUUUUAUGAAAACGCUGUGUAGAUGAUAUAUUAUAAGAGCACAAAUAUGUUUAAAAAGAAAUAUGUAACGAACCCGUCAUUUUUUAUCGACUACUACUGCCAUGGCUAUGUGCUUUUUUUCAAUGUGCAAAUGUUUUAGAUCUUGAAUGUACACUAGAUAAACGUUUUAGAAUUAUUAUCGUUGCAGCACACGUUUUUUAAUACGAAAGUUUUACCCUAUAAUGCAGCUCAUUUUGAUCUUGCUAGAUAUUUGUAUCAUGCAGAACUGCAUUCAAUGACCAAAAAACAAUUAAUUUUUCUAUAAAGCUAUUAUUCACAGCUACUAAUGCAUUUUUCUUAUAUUUUUUUUAAUUAAAUUUUGAUACGUAUUUAAACACGUUCUGAAAAUUGGUAUAAAAAACAAUUUUAAAAUAGCAGAACAAGUAUAUUUAUAUAAAUACUCGCAAACUAUUUUUGUGUCAGUGAAAAAUGUUUUUAAAUCACCAACAUAAACAUUUGUAUUAUAUUUUUAGUUACGAAAUCAAAAUCUCUCAUUUCACUGUACAUAUGAGAAAAUGUAAUUAAGCGCUACAAUACUGUAAACAAUGACCGGCGCGGGCGAGAAACGUAAAGGGCGAAAAUUGAAAAGUUUUUGCGGAGGCCGAUACUAGUCAAUGAAAAACGUAAAUAUGCAAAAAAUCUAUAUUGAUUCCGCGUGUUCGGAAUGUUUUUAACAGAAAUUGGGUAUCAUCCCUUGUCAAUGCGAACCCAUUUACGGAUCUAACAUUUUAUUAUUUUCUGAAAUAAUUAUGCUGCACGCGUAGAAUAUCCAAAAUCAAAUACAAGUUUUUAAUGUCAUAGUUUGAAAUUUUGUUCACGUCAUGUAAUUUCCAUCUGUUUUGACUGAUCAUCGAAGUUGAGAAAGCGAAUCUACAAUCAUAUGUUCAAUUUUUUUAAAUAAAAAAAGAACCGGUUUUGAUCAAACUUAAUAAAAUGUAUGUGUACAAAGAAAAAAAUUAAACUAUUAGAUUUUUGUACAAUGCACAUAAAAGAAAUAUCUAUUUCGGUGUAAUGAAUUGUAGAUGAAAUGUAAAAAAAUGUCAAAAAAAAUUACACGAAUAGCACUUUGGCUAUUAGAGAACUGUAUACAGUGCCUUGUUAAACUGUAAGAGAAUUUUAGCCAAUGUAUAUAUUGAUGAUUCAAUGCAAUGUUUAAUAUUAUAAGUUUGCCGAAAACAAAUAAUAAAAAAACUAUUCAUUUGAUCAGUAUUUAUCAAAAAUUCGUACAUCUAAGUCUUCUAGCACUGCAAAUUGCACACGCCUUAUUAAUAUAGAUUAUUCGUCGACGUUCUUUGGAGAAACAAAAGAAAGCCUUCAUAAUAAGGCAUAACAUAUAUUAUGACAAAAAAUCGCUGUAAAUUAAACGGCGUACCUAAUAAAUAAUAAAGAACAAAGAUUUAUACCUAUUUUAUUAUUGUUUUGUUAUUAUUCGUAAUAUUAUUAAAACUAUUGAUAUUAUAAUUAUUUACGCUAAUAUUAUUUGCAUCAAGUAUCGAAAUAUAUAAAAUAUAUGGACAAAUUUUAGUUAUGUAAUUAGUACUUAGACAAUCUUAUAAAUACUGUACAUAUCAACCGCUAUUCUGUUAUGAAUAAAAUUA